Molecule: messenger RNA, 1429 nt
Organism: Rosa chinensis
Lineage: Eukaryota; Viridiplantae; Streptophyta; Magnoliopsida; Rosales; Rosaceae
Product: UPF0496 protein At4g34320
Exons: 2
Coding region: 409-1254 (281 amino acids)
Source: RefSeq, a predicted model, not a curated record
ACAAUAAUUGAAAGGAAAGGAAACAAAUAAGUACUCAGUGCGACAAUAAUUGAAAGGAAACAAAUAAGUACGGAUUACAGUGUUAGUAGUUUACUACCGACUAACAGCUAGCAAAAAAGACGAGUGAGUGGCAGACAAGGAAGACCUUAAUUCAAAGAACGUACAAACUAAUCACGCAAACCCACUCAGCAAAAGCAUGUGACAAGAUUCUUAUCACUAUGCGGUCCUUUUGCUCGAUCGAGUUUUAACCAAUCACAACACUUCAUAGCCUAUAGCUUUUCCCUUGAGAAGUCGCACCAAGUCCAUACAGGUCGAUCGGUGGGAAACGCUUGAUAAGCUUGAUCAAAUGCAGAGCUGUUGGUUACCGGGGCAAGAGAAGUUGAGAGCUUGUCAGUGGGUUGCACAGACAUGGGAAUGAAGGGAGUGAGAAAGUUAAGUCGAAAGAUCUUCAAAAACGUUUGCAAUCGUGAUGGAGAUCUCUGGAGAUCAUACGAGGACGCUUGCAAGAAUGAAAAGGAUUUCUUAACUGAACUGGGCAAGUUCCUAGAGUCGUAUGAGAAAUGUUUGAUUCAAAUUAAGAAGGUGAAAAACAACGACGGAGGCAAUGAUGAUGGUUACAUGAGGAUUUUGGAGAAAUUGAAGAAUGUCAAGGGGGCCUCAGGUAGAGUCUAUGAUCAGCAUUUUGCACAUCAAAUUUUGUGCGAAAAGGUUGAAUGUUUGAAGACGCAGCGAGAAGAUUUGCAUGACGAAUUGACAGGCCAAAAAGAAAAGCCUCGCAAGAAGUAUGAUUGUACUCGUGCUUGGAGACGCUGUUUGAGGAUGGUCACUCAUAUAUUGUUCAUUGGUGCUGCAGCUGCUGAGUUUGCCUGCACAGUUGUGGCGGCAGUUUUGGCUGCUCCACUUGUUGCACUGGCCAUUGCUGCUGCUAUUAUCCCAACACUAGCCGGACAGCAUUGGACUCUGUCUUGGAUUGAAGAUUCGGAAAUUCCUUCAGGGUAUUCUGACUCUGCAAUUCGCUUAAUGGAAUCCAAAACUAUGCGUUCCAUUAAGGAUUUGGGAGAAAUUCAGACGUAUCUCUGUCGUGUUGUAAAGGACAAAGAAUCACUCACAUCCGAUCUCAAUUCUGUAAUUGAGGGAGACGAAGAUAUCAACAUGAAAACUAUUGAGCGUCUUCUGAAGGACAUUAAUGAGUUGAAGGAAAGAGCAAGGAAUAGCAAGUCCAAGAUAUUGGAGGCAAGCAAGGAGGUUUCUUAGAAGAUAAAAGAAUAGGAUUUAAUUCUAAUUCAGUUAAUGUUGAGCAGUUAAGGCCAAUCACAAAAGAGGCCAAAAUAGCUCCUAUAUAUAUUAUAUUUUUUUUCUUUUCUUUCUAAGGACAUGUACUAACUUUAUCAACCAGCGAUUUUUCGAAAAGGAAAGACCUAUUCCUAUA